This is a messenger RNA of Rana temporaria (common frog), 2183 nucleotides long. It is a transcript of the gene ZNF319, whose product is annotated as zinc finger protein 319. The record is from RefSeq and is a predicted model, not a curated record. NCBI's taxonomy places the organism in Eukaryota, Metazoa, Chordata, Amphibia, Anura, Ranidae. Gene Ontology annotation, biological process: regulation of transcription by RNA polymerase II. Bases 352 to 2010 code for a protein of 552 amino acids. The transcript has 2 exons. Gene Ontology annotation, molecular function: RNA polymerase II cis-regulatory region sequence-specific DNA binding; DNA-binding transcription factor activity.
AUAUGGCAUCCGCACAUACUGCAAUGAUACAUGUUAUCAGGGGUGACGGUGCAGCGAUAAAAUGUAUAGUGUGGAGCGGUCACGGUAUAUGUCGGUGAUAUCAUGUAUGGUGCGGAGGGGUGGCGGUAUCUGUUGGUGAUAUUCCCGGAAGUGCCGUGUCCUGCGUGCCCGGGAGGGGGCGGUGCAGAAUCUGGCUCCUCCCCCGAGAUGUAGACGGAUGUCGGGUGUGCAGGCCGGCGGCAGAUUCCUCAUGGACAGUGGCAUGACAGGCUUCUUUGGAUUUCUGUCUGGUGACCGAUGACUCCACACCAUCCGACACCCUGAAUCUGCACCAGUUUGCUCCUCCCCAGCAUGUCGGAGGGCUGGUCUCAUGCACAAGUCCCUCCUCCUUCCAUGCAGCCCACCCAACAACAAGCUCCACAGCAGCCCAUCACACUUGGGGAGCAUGCCAUCCCCCCACCCGGCUCGGCUGAGAACCCUCUGGGCUGUGCCGUCUAUGGCAUCCUGCUGCAGCCUGACCUGGGGGUUCAGCACCCACCAUUACCCCACGGCGAGCCCAAAUGUGGGCUCUGUGGCCAUGACCUGUCGCACCUCGGCAAUCCACAAGAGCACCAAUGUCUGACGCCCGCCAACCAGGACCGAUCCUUUCAAUGUACCCAGUGUCUGAAGGUCUUUCACCAGGCCACCGACUUGCUGGAACACCAAUGUAAUCAGGUGGAGCAAAAACCAUUUGUAUGUGGAGUGUGCAAGAUGGGCUUCUCCCUGCUGACCUCGCUGGCGCAGCAUCACAACGCUCACAAUGGCGGCGCCCUAAAAUGUUCCAUCUGUGAAAAGACAUACAAAUCUCCAGACGCCGACAGGGUGUGUUUACCUGGAGCACCCCCACCCCUGCCACCACCUCCUGCCACCCACGACCGACCGUUCAGCUGCACGCUGUGCCACAAACCCUUUAAGCACCUGUCAGAACUGUCUCGGCAUGAGCGCGUUCACACGGGCGAGAAGCCGUACAAGUGUACACUAUGUGACAAGAGCUUCAGCCAGUCUUCGCACCUGGUGCACCACAAGCGCACACACAGCUCCGAGCGCCCUUACAAGUGCACCGUCUGCGAGAAAAGCUUCAAGCAUCGUUCGCACCUCCUGCGCCACAUGUACGCCCAUGCUGGCGAGCAGCUGUUCCAGUGUCAGACGUGCCAGCUAAGAUUCAAGGAAUCCUCCCAGCUGCUGCAACACCCGUGCACCCCAGCUGGAGAGCGACCUUUUCGUUGCGGCGCUUGUCAGAAAACCUUCCGCCGGCCGUCCGACCUGAGGCAGCACGAGCGCACGCACAGCGAGGAGCGCCCCUUCCAUUGCGACCUGUGCCAGAUGAGCUUCAAGCAGCAGUACGCGCUCAUGAGACAUCGACGUACGCAUAAAACCGACGAUCCCAACUGCACACUUUGCGAGAAGGUGUACACCCAGCACGGAGCAGAGAGCAUCUUCAAAUGCAACGCCUGCCAGCGGGGUUUUAGCCAAUCUCAGGAGCUGCUGCGACACAAAUGCGGUCAGAGCGGCUCGGAGCGGCCCUUCCAGUGCAACGUGUGCCACAAGACUUACAAACGCUCCUCCGCUCUGCAGAAGCACCAGGCGGCUCAUUGCUCGGAGAAACCGCUGCGCUGUACAGCGUGCGAACGCCGCUUCUUCUCCUCAUCAGAGUUCGUGCAGCACCGCUGCGACCCAACCAGAGACAAACCGCUGAAAUGUUCGGACUGCGAGAAACGCUUUAAAUACGCUUCAGAUCUGCAGCGACAUCGACGGGUACAUACAGGCGAGAAGCCCUACAAGUGCCCGUCGUGCGACAAGAGCUUCAAGCAGCGGGAACAUCUCAACAAACACCAAAGCGUCCACAACCGAGAGCAGCAGUACAAGUGUCUGUGGUGCGGAGAGCGAUUCCACGAGCUGACCCAACUGCAGGAGCACAGCACCCAACACACCGCCGAAGGGGCCUUCCAGGUGGCUGCGUGUCUCCCCUAAACUGACUCUAGACAUUGAAAGGGUGCCCUCUACUCACUGUCCCAUCUCCCCCUCAUAUGGCCUCCACUACUAGCACCACCCAGUGUUACCAGAACCCCAUCCCCACCUUCUGUCCAAUCAGCAUUUUAUACACCUGUCCAUGUGACCCAAUAAUAAAACUGUGUAUAAGGAGA